Molecule: messenger RNA, 749 nt
Organism: Cryptomeria japonica (Japanese cedar)
Lineage: Eukaryota; Viridiplantae; Streptophyta; Pinopsida; Cupressales; Cupressaceae
Product: NAD(P)H-quinone oxidoreductase subunit I, chloroplastic-like
Exons: 1
Coding region: 149-631 (160 amino acids)
Cellular component (GO): membrane
Molecular function (GO): 4 iron, 4 sulfur cluster binding; NADH dehydrogenase (ubiquinone) activity
Source: RefSeq, a predicted model, not a curated record
UACUAACAGCUUCUUUCCAACUUAUUUUAUUGUGACUAACUCUCUUUUCUUCUUCGUGAAGAGGGUUGCAAUAUAUCCAAAUUUGAUAGAUCAAAUCUAUGAAGAGAAAGAAAUUUCUAUGAAAUGAUUAUUGAAGGAGAUUUUACACAUGUUCUCCAUGGUAACUGGGUUUAUGAAUUAUAGUGAACAAGCAAUACAGGCUGCGAGAUACAUCGGUCAAGGUUUUAUGGUUACCUUAUAUCACAUGAAUCGUUUACCUAUUACUAUUCAAUAUCCCUAUGAAAAAUUGAUUCCAUCAGAACGAUUUCGCAGGAGGAUCCACUUUGAAUUUGAUAAAUGUAUUGCUUGUGAAGUAUGCGUCCAUGUAUGCCCGAUCAAUCUACCUAUUGUGGAUUGGAAAGUCGGAAUAGAUAUUGGGAAAAAACGAUUGGAAAAUUAUAGUAUUGAUUUUGGAAUUUGUAUCUUUUGUGGAAAUUGUGUGGAAUAUUUCCCUACAAAUUGUCUGGCGAUGACUGAAGAAUAUGAACUUUCGACCUAUGAUUGUCAUGAAUUAAAUUAUGAUCAUAUUGCUUUAGGACGUUUACCAAUAUCGGUUGUUGAAGAUUUAACAAUUCAAACAAUUCCGAGCUGAACAUAUUAACUUAGUAUGUCUGAAGAAACUACGGACAAAUUUUAUGUUUUAAUCACUUCUACGAUUAUUCAGAUUGAGCUCCGAUCAAAGAGUAUCUGAUAAAUAAAAUAUUUUUUUU